Molecule: messenger RNA, 2370 nt
Organism: Rhizoctonia solani
Lineage: Eukaryota; Fungi; Basidiomycota; Agaricomycetes; Cantharellales; Ceratobasidiaceae
Product: calpain family cysteine protease
Exons: 17
Coding region: 1-2370 (789 amino acids)
Biological process (GO): proteolysis
Cellular component (GO): cytoplasm
Molecular function (GO): zinc ion binding; calcium-dependent cysteine-type endopeptidase activity
Source: RefSeq, a predicted model, not a curated record
AUGCCUAAUAUACUAUCGUACAUCGAUAGGAUCAUCAAGCCUGAAGUGGAAGCUGAGAUACCCGAGCCGAAGACGCAUAGCAAAGUCAAUUUCGAACAAGAGAAAGAACGAGCAGGUCUACUUUGCACCGAAGAACUCAAGAUUGCUACAGAUCGGUGUAAGAGAAAAGUCGAAGCGAUUAUAAAGGAUUGCCGUGCUCGUAACUGUCGUUUCCGCGAUAUUGAAUUUGAUCUAGAAGGGGAUCAAGAUAGGUGCCUCUAUGGGCUAGUUCCUGAUAAGGACAGUUUGCCUUCGCCCGCCGAUGUCCUUCGAGUCACCCAAAUAUUCGAGGAGCCUCAGUUCUUCAUUGAUGGUGCAAGCUCGUCUGACAUUGCUCAAGGAUCACUCGGUGACUGUUGGUUCUUGAGUGCGGUGUCGACUGUCACCACAAUGGAAGGUCUAAUCAAUCGAAUAUGCGUACAUAGGGACGAAGAGGUGGGGGUAUACGGUUUUGUGUUCUAUCGGGAUUCAGGGUGGAUAGAUGUAGUCAUUGACGAUCUCCUAUACACCCGAAUCCCGAAGUACGAAGAACUUUGGGAAGACCAAAAAGAUCUUUAUCACGGCGACAGGGAGCGAUUUGACGCUCGCGCACGAAUUGGGGGCAAAACCCUUUACUUUUCAAGAAGCAAGACUGAAAAUGAGACCUGGCUUCCGCUUUUGGAGAAGGCUUAUGCCAAAUUGAAUGGCGAUUACCAGGCUAUCGUUGGUGGGUUCGAUGCAGAAGCCAUAGAAGCCUUGACGGGUGGUAUUUCGACUCUCACUCCCAUCAAAGACAUUCUCGAUGUGAACAAGUUUUGGCAAGAGCUGCUGAAUGUCGAAAAGGACCGGUUAUUCGGGUGUGCUAUUGAUGGGUCAGCAGCCAAAGAGAUUACCGGCCUAUACACUUCACAUGCAUACUCUGUCUUGGAGGCUCUGGAAGUCAGUGGUAAGCGAUUCGUACGAAUUCGGAAUCCAUGGGGGAAAUCCGAGUGGAAGGGUCCAUGGUCCGACGGAUCCAAGGAAUGGACUGGUCAAUGGCUGACCCUAUUACCCGAGUUGCAUCACAAGUUUGGCGACGACGGCGAAUUCCUCAUGGAGUACAAGGAUUUCCUCAAGACGUGGACAACUGUUGAACGAAGCAGAGUAUUUGAUGCAGGCUGGAAACUGAGCUCCAUGUGGUUAAACGUUACCUCGAGGUCGUACCCGUGUGCCUGGAGCUUCGGUGAUGUGAGCUUCACGUUCUCGGUGACAAAAGACUCGCAGGCCUCUAUUAUACUCUCCCGGCUCAAUACAAGGUGCUUUCAAGAUCUUUCGGGCUAUAACGAUUGGUCUUUGGACUUUGUCGUGUACAAAAAGGGUGCCCCGAGCGAGGAGCAUUACGCUCGAUCAUAUCAUAACUGGUUUUGGCAGAGGGUCGCGAGCGUCGAGCUUGAUAACUUGGAGGCGGGCGAUUACGUCUUACAUGUCCGUCUGGAUCGAAAACACAUUCGUAAAAAGACGUACUACCAGGAUUCGGUCGAGGAGUGGGAUUCUCGUAAGCUGAGCAAGGUCUGGACUCAGGCCGCAAUCUCAAAGUCGAUCGCGAUUAACUUUGAUCCCGAGGCGUACAACGAAUAUCUUCCGGCACCAGAAGAGCUUUUUGGUGGAGAAGACCUCACCUCGUUGGAAGAAAAACAAAUCGCUGUCGAAGUACCACAGCCGACGACUGCGAGUGAGAGUAACCCUGCCUUGUCAACGAAUGAGGCCUCCAUAUUGGAGGCGGGUAAACUUGAGCCUUCUGGAACCACCAGCGAGGGCAAAUCUAGCGAACGGGAGGUCAAGCAUACAGAUGAAAAGAAGCCUGAACCUGCGGAAAAGUCCGAGGAUCAACCAGCAGGGACCGCGAGCGAAUCAACAAAUGCUGUCACUCAUCCCGCUGCGAAUGGAGAAAACGAAAAGAAGGACGCGAAAGAGGAGAAGAAUGAGAAGCCGGUUAUAGUUACGACCGUUGAACUAGAAAAAUCAGCAAAGGUAGUCCAUGAGGGGUUCAUGUGUAAAGUGUGCAAGACGUCUCCUAUUGAAGGCCCAUGGUACCGAUGCUUAGACUCCGCUUGUCUAAACUAUAAUAUAUGCGAGAAAUGCAUGAAGUCCAAGCCCAAUUUGCACGACAAAACACACAAGCUACUGCACAUUCAGACUGAAGAAGACUCAAAGAAGCUCAAAGAUCAAUUAAAAGAAGGGGAGGACAACUCAGUUACCUUGGGCUUACGUAUUUACACCAAGGGUGAUUCAGUGGUCACUAUUGGUGGGCAACUGAGGCAUGGGAAUAUUAUUACAUGGAAGAGGAAGGACAAUCAAGAGCGCCCAGUUUAA